Messenger RNA from Pararge aegeria (speckled wood butterfly), 484 nucleotides. RefSeq names its product REPTOR-binding partner-like. Gene Ontology annotation, cellular component: nucleus. Gene Ontology annotation, molecular function: DNA-binding transcription factor activity. The coding region runs from base 1 to 366 and encodes 121 amino acids. Gene Ontology annotation, biological process: regulation of DNA-templated transcription. The record is from RefSeq and is a predicted model, not a curated record. NCBI's taxonomy places the organism in Eukaryota, Metazoa, Arthropoda, Insecta, Lepidoptera, Nymphalidae. The transcript is spliced from 3 exons.
AUGGGCGGGGGAAAUAUAUCCACGAUAGUGCUAUGGCAAGGGGAAAAGAUAAUAAAGGUACUCGACUCGAAACCGGCAGCGGACAACGCGCUCGUUAAAGAUUCAAUUAAAUCUCACAAACAAUUCGUGAUCAUUUCAGAAAGAAGCAGAAAGUCGGCUCGCGAAUGCCGUGCUCGGAAGAAGUUGCGCUACCAAUAUCUAGAGGAACUCGUGGCAGACCGCGAACGCUCCGUUCUAUCACUGAGAAAAGAGCUCGAGAAAUACUAUCAAUGGAACAACGAGCUCGACCAGGGACGGAUUCCAGAAAGAAUCGAAGACCUGCUUCGAGAUAUGGGAGUGAAGCAGGAGGAGCCCCAGCCUUUCUGAAGAUAUAAUUUUGAAGGUAACUUACAAUUUAAGUUCCACUUAUCCGGGUAAUAUGUUUUAUUAUAUAACCAAAAAUUUUAUAUUUAUUACCUUCAUAGUGUCCAGAUUUUUUUGAAAA